AUGGCCCGCCAUGGGAAGACAAAGGCUCGCGCCAAAAGGGCGCCCAGGCCGGACCCUGGACCAUCGCCACCGCGGUUGACGAUGCAGCAAGAGGCUCGCAACACCGAAACACAUCAUCAAUGGUGGACCACCAGUCUGCGCCACAAGGCCGUCCAAUUCGUGAGCGCUGGAGAUCUGGAGCCAAGCGACGAGUUGAAAGACCUCAACCAGAUAGCACAGACUGACCAAGCGAAGUCGGAAACGGAGCGCAGAGAGACUGAGGGCGAGCCUGAGCCGCCGACAGAUGACUCCACGCCCAUAUUCUUCAUCGACCGAACAGGCCAAAAUAUCGAGGAUACAGGGUUCUCUGUCCCAGAACCACUGCUGGACCGGUCAGACCUGGACACGUCGAGCGAGGACGAGGUCACCACUGGAGACGAGCUGCAGGAGUUCCUCGACACCUUCGCUGAUCGACCCCUGACGUCGGCCACGCCACGGAAGGAAACUGCGCACGCAGAUCAGACGCCCGAUACCCAUCCCACGAGCCAUGCCGAGCCUAAACCAAAUCAACUAUGGAAACUGUACUCGCAGCAGGAGGAAGACAUGAUCGCCGACUACAUCGCCAACAUGGACAGUGAUUACUGUGACGAGGACACACACUCCACGCUUCCUGAGAUAGAAGGAGGUAUUACCGUCGACAAAGCCACAACGCAACAAGAUCUGUCAAUGCAGGUCCCAACGGAACCACCUGGAAAUCCCAAUACCCAAACCGAAAGUGAAAGCAAAAGUGAAAGCGAGGUUCAUGUUCAAAGUUCUAUCGAUGGUAAGCCACAAAAAACCACCUGGACGGAGAGAGUAACGAGUGAUUCUGAUAUCGAGAAACUAGUUUUGGCAAACAUGCAUCUCGACCCCGACCUUGCCUCAACCGUUGUAUCGGACGAAGACGAGGAAACAGCAGAUGAACUAGAGGAGUCUGACCUGAACGAGGACGACGAUAUGGAUACGGUGGACAUUGACAUGCUCCAGGAGCAACUGGACCGAUACACCCGAGCACAAAGAAAGAAACAUGGGUUCGUAUCGGCAACAGCUUUCGCAGAUGCGCUCGAGUCCGACCCCUACUAUGGACUUGAUAUCAUGGACUUUAAUCGGCCCAGCCUACGGAAAAAGAGCAAGGGAAAGAAGCCGCUUUUUGACCUGGACAUCUCCGACAGCGAACUAGAGUUCGAACUGGAGCAGGCAUGGGAGAAUGAUCGGCGAACGAAGAAGAUGAAGAAGAAGGAGCGUGAACAGCUACGAGCCGAAGGGCUGUUAGGGAGAAGCACCAAAAGUCCAGAUUUGAAGGCCAAGUACCCAAAGGAUAUGAACAUGGAGGAAUUGAUCACGGAGAUGCGGGCGUUCCUCCUGUCGCCGAAGAGCAGUCUCUCCCUGCCUCCUAUGAACAAGCAGCGCCGAAAAAUGGUGCACGAGCUGGCACAUGUCGUGAGUCUCAAGUCCCAGUCCAAAGGCAACGGGCAGGCCCGAUGUCCGAUCCUUGUCAAAACUUCCCGCACCCCCGGAUACACACGCAAGACCAUCUCCAAAGUCGACGAACUCCUGUCCGGGCGGAAGCUCAACCGUCGGUUGUUCAAAUCCUGGGGCCAGGAUUCAUCAAAACCAUCCAAGGCCAAACGGGGAGGGGCUUCGAGUGGUCCUGGCGUUUCCUACGUGGAUGGAGAUGUCGUCGGUGGCUCGGCCCCCGAGAUUGGAGCAGAGAAUCGUGGCCGAGCCAUGUUGGAGAAAAUGGGAUGGAGUACUGGCACCGCGCUUGGGGCCACCAACAACAAAGGCAUCUUGUUGCCGGUGGCGCAGGUGGUGAAGAACACCCGAGCCGGGCUUGGCUGA
Molecule: messenger RNA, 1860 nt
Organism: Penicillium lagena
Lineage: Eukaryota; Fungi; Ascomycota; Eurotiomycetes; Eurotiales; Aspergillaceae
Exons: 4
Coding region: 1-1860 (619 amino acids)
Molecular function (GO): nucleic acid binding
Source: RefSeq, a predicted model, not a curated record